GCCAUCGUUGAUACGACCGCAUUCGGACGUGUGAAAGACAUAAAGGCUGCAAUUCUGGCACCCAGGCUGGACACCGGACGCCAUGCAAGCAGAUCAUACCUCGAAGCAGACUUUGGUUCAACAAGAAAUCUCCACAAGAAACACGCAACAAUGGCCAUGCGAGCUCUCAUCCUCAACGCCGAGCAAAAGACGGCCACGGUCCAGCAACUCCCCCGGCCCCGCCCCAGGCCAGGCGAGGUCUUGAUCCGCGUCGAGGCCGUGGCCCUCAACCCCGUCGACGCGACGUACGUGCUGCACCCGCUGGGCGCGACGGGCCGCACCGUCGGCAGCGACUUUUCCGGGACGGUGGUCGAGUUGGGACCGACGUCCAAGCCCAAGCCCAAGCCCAACAACAUCCUCGCCAUCGGGCAGCGCGUGGCCGGCUUCCUGCAAGGCGCUUGUAGCGCCAACGACCGGCCCGGCGCCUUCGCCGAGUACUUGACGUGCGCGGCGGACCUGGUGUGGCGCGUGCCAGACUCUAUCACGCUCGAUCAGGCCGCUGCCGUCAGCCUGUGCGCGCUCACGGCUGCGCAGAUGGUCUUCUACCGCCUCGGCCUGCCCGCGCCGUUCGCGUGGUCCAAGGGGACAGAGGCUGACGAUGACAAGGCCAAACCCCUGACUGUCUUCAUCUACGGCGCCUCGACAUCCGUCGGCAUGUACGCCGCGCAGCUAGUACGAUGCAGCACGCAGGCGAGCGGCCGGACCCUGACGCUGCUCGGCGCGGCGAGCCCCCCACGCUUCGCCCUGCUGCAGGCGGCGUACGGCUACGACGCGCUGGUCGACUACCGCGCCGCCGACUGGGCGGAGCAGGUGCCAGCGCUAGCUUCCGGGGGGGUCGACUUCGCCGUCGACUGCAUCGCCACGGGCAGCACGGUGCAGCGCGCGUGCAGCACACUGCGCCAGAACCCCGGUGACCGCCCGCGGGUGGCCGUGGUGCGCUCGCGCCAGAGCAAGGCGUGGGACGGCGCCGAGCUGCCGACCGAGCCCGUCUACGGUGCCGUGUGGGAGGGCCUGGGCGCCGACGUGCAGUACCACAGUGGCAUCGUCGUGCGCGCGUCUGAGGACGCCAGGCGGUUCGCGGCGGCGUUCUACGAGUGGCUGGCGGGAGCGGUCGGGAGCGAGCUGGCACCGAGCCCUGUCCGCCGCAUGCCUGGCGGUCUGGACCGGGUUGUCUCCGAUGGGCUGGCGUUGAUGGGCCCUGGUCCUGUGCAGAGGUCUGAGGAGUGGAUGAAGCCGAAUCAAUACACAUGUCGUGGCGCGCGGGUGUGGCUCACGCGCUUAAGCCAUUCGCCCCGUGCUCUCAACAACUCAACAAGCCCGUACCGGCAUACCCUGGUAGCCGGGAUCUCCCUGCAGUACUCCGUACUAGGUCAGGGUUUCCUGGGUUACUACGUGUAG
Messenger RNA from Lasiosphaeria miniovina, 1437 nucleotides. Its product is annotated as chaperonin 10-like protein. NCBI's taxonomy places the organism in Eukaryota, Fungi, Ascomycota, Sordariomycetes, Sordariales, Lasiosphaeriaceae. The transcript is spliced from 3 exons. Gene Ontology annotation, molecular function: oxidoreductase activity, acting on NAD(P)H. Bases 151 to 1437 code for a protein of 428 amino acids. The record is from RefSeq and is a predicted model, not a curated record.